This is a messenger RNA of Leptopilina heterotoma, 2927 nucleotides long. RefSeq names its product terminal nucleotidyltransferase 5C. Gene Ontology annotation, molecular function: poly(A) RNA polymerase activity; RNA binding. NCBI's taxonomy places the organism in Eukaryota, Metazoa, Arthropoda, Insecta, Hymenoptera, Figitidae. Bases 725 to 2098 code for a protein of 457 amino acids. The transcript is spliced from 2 exons. Gene Ontology annotation, biological process: mRNA stabilization. The record is from RefSeq and is a predicted model, not a curated record.
GAAAGAAUAUUAUGUAUGUGUGUGUGUGUGUGUGUAAUGCAAAUAUAGUGGGGGGAAAGGAAACCAAUGUGUGCGCAGUGCGCCGUGUUGAACGUUGUUUGCGCUGUCAGGUGUCAGUGUCAGUUGGUUCGCCACGGCGACUUGGUGCGCCGUUGAUGUGUAACUAACUACGCCUCGCAACAUAUUUUUGGAUUUAAACAAAAAUAAAAAAAAACCCUUAAUAUCGUUGGUGGAUAAAUUUCUUUACAAUACUUAAAAACAAAUCGAAAUAGUAAAAUAAAAAAAAAAAACGUUCUUAAAAACACAAAUUCUAAAUAAAUAGUGGUUUUAAGAAAAAAAAAUACUUGCCGGACCUGCCGGCCGGCAGAACAUCAUAUUUUUUUUUUUAAUUUUUGUGAUAUUGUGACAUUGACACAAAAGAAAAAUUGGACGAGUGCAAAAGUAGAAAAAAAGAAAAAAUUUACGUCACAUUGCGUCUCCUUUUUACAGUGAACGCGAGAAGUGAAGUUUCUCUUUUUUGUUUCUUUGGAACUUGAUAGGUGUCAAAAAAAAAGAAGUGGCACGUGUGUGCUAUUAAUUAUAAAUUUGAAAAGAAUUUUUUUUUUUUUUCGAGAAGAAAAGGACGAAUUCAAAUCGCCCAUCUGCUUUUAUCGACCAGUGCCACAACUUUCUCACGAGUUUCAGUGAAUACUACCCUUAAACCAAGGAGAAAACGUACAACAACAUGUUUCGCUUCUCAAACAUUGACUUGGAAUCAAAAAUCGCAAUGGAGUCUAACUGCCAAACGAAUGGCAGCAUUAAAAACAUCCCUGACGAUGAUGGGAACUACGAUUAUCCAGACGAUGUAAACAGUGAUGAUGUUGAGGAAAAUGAGAGCAGUGUUGUAAAUAAUAAUAACAAGAAUCAAAACAACAAUAGCGAGUGCGCGGAUCCACAGCAGAGGCUCGCUGUUCUAAGUUUCGAGCAGGUUCGACGUCUUAAUGAUGUGAUGAAUGAAGUUGUGUGCAUUCACGGAAGGGGGAAUUUUCCAACACUCGAGGUGCGAUUACGCGAUCUCGUGACAGUGGUGCGUAGCAAAUUGGAGGAGAAUCCAAGUAACGGUGGAGCUGGUAUGAAGGUGCGCGACAUACGAUUAAACGGUAGAGCAGCAUCGCAUGUACUCGCCACUGAAUCGCAACCCUACAACGAUAUAGAUCUCAUCUUUGCGGUUGAGCUGUCAAGCGGUCGUAAUUACGAUAAAGUCAAGCAAGCAGUACUCUGCUCUCUGUUUGAUUUAUUGCCAGAGGGUGUGAGCAGAAAGCGCAUCACCACCUGCAGUCUCAAGGAGGCCUAUGUCAGUAAAAUGGUCAAGGUGAAUAACGAGGGCGACCGAUGGUCCCUAAUAUCGCUCGGCAAUAAUCGAGGUCAUCGGAAUGUUGAACUCAAAUUCGUCGAUUCAAUGAGACGACAAUUUGAAUUCUCCGUUGAUUCCUUUCAAAUUGUCCUCGACUCCCUGCUUCUAUUCUACGAAUGCAGUAGGCUACCAAUUGGCGAGAAUUUCUAUCCAACUGUUGUUGGCGAGUCCGUCUACGGCGAUUUCCAAGAGGCCCUUUAUCAUUUGCACAAGAAGCUCAUUUCCACCAGGCAUCCAGAGGAGAUUCGAGGCGGUGGCCUCCUCAAGUACUGCAAUCUCCUCGUCAAGAUGUACAAACCCUCACAGCCCGAUUACAUAAAAACACUCGAACGAUACAUGUGUUCUCGAUUCUUCAUAGACUUUCCCGACAUAAGCCAGCAGAAGGCAAAACUCGAGAACUACCUUUGGAAUCACUUUGUCGGACCUGAGGAGGAGGCCCUCAAGUAUCAGUAUUUGAUGUUGCUGCACAAUGUCGUUGAGGAGUCAACCGUCUGUCUUAUGGGACACGAACGACGACAAACACUUGCACUUAUCGAGAAUCUUGCUUAUCAAGUACUAUGCGAGGAGCAACAACGGCACUCAAGUCAACAGCCAACAACAGGACCACCAGCCUAUGUCUACGCUAAUGGAUACUAUUACACACCAGUGAUACCAACUGCGUGCUACACUUGCACCUGCAAUUCGUGGAUGGCCUGCUCGUCGUGAUCCCAAGUUCUCAUGAGUGAAGCGUAAAUAUCCAACAGAACAGACCUGAUCAUCAAUAUCAGUUGACUCAUCUCAAAACACAUUUUAUAAUAAUUAUUUCUUUCUAUUAAUUAGUACUAUUAUCAUCUCUAGCCUACACCUAGUUUCUGGUAGUUAACGAAAAAGAAAAACAGCGACAACCACAACAAAACAAAAAAAAAAAAAAUAUCAUUAAACGGGAAUUUUUAUUUAACUGCGUAUAUUUUUCAAGUGCUUCUCGGUUUUGUGAUGAUUGACGAACGACCCUAUAUUUCAGAGAUGUAUUUAUCAAAUUAAAUCAAUCAGUGCUGUGCGCAGUCCAACACCAAGUGUCGUGUCAAAUAACGGUUGGAUGUCAAAGCGUAUUGCGUUCUUAGGCCCUGUGGAAGCAGAUUAUUUCCUCAAUUUUGGUAUGUUCGCUCUUUAUCAGAGCAAAGGGGGACUAUUUCUAAAAGGCGAUAUUUUCAAAAUCAAAAAUUCACAACAAAGAAAAUAGUAAACAAAUUGAUAAUCACAGGUUUGCCACAAAAAAAAUUAUUUUUCCCUGAUUUGCAGACAAAACUUCCAUUUUUUCCCUCAACCCAAAGAAUUCUAAUUCACUCUAAAAAUUAGAUAUACUCAAAAAAAAUGUUCUUAAUAUUGCGGAUAUCCUUAAUUGUAGAAUUAUUCGAAAACAUCUAUAGUUUUAUUUAAAAAAAAAAUAUUAAACCUUUAUUAUUUUUCAAUAGGGAUAGAUUUUCAAAAAUUUUAAAUCCAAACCUUCAAGUUGAAUAACUAAAAAGAAUAAUGUUACGCAGUUACAUCUUCAAUA